Daktulosphaira vitifoliae (grape phylloxera) is the source of this 1667-nucleotide messenger RNA. RefSeq lists its product as uncharacterized. The transcript is spliced from 2 exons. Bases 223 to 1083 code for a protein of 286 amino acids. NCBI's taxonomy places the organism in Eukaryota, Metazoa, Arthropoda, Insecta, Hemiptera, Phylloxeridae. The record is from RefSeq and is a predicted model, not a curated record.
UUUUCGUUUCCGCCAAACCGAUAGUUUAUACCUGUCUACAAAUAGAAGCUUGAGAACCACUGGUUAAAAUAUUUGCCAAAAUAACCCGAUAAUAAUUAUCUACUUAUCAUUUAAUCGAACUUUUUCCUAUUCUAUUAUUGUUAGUUAGAUAGCAGUGUACUGAUCGGUAUAUCGAUAAAUAUUUUGCCAUCCGUUCUUUUUUAUUUUAUUUUUUUAAUUAAAAUGUCAUUUGAAUAUAUCAGAAGUAAGCGGGGCCAACAAAUGAUUUUAUUGAAUAAUUUUAAGUAUCGUUUUGCAUAUAAAGCAAUACAAACGGGUAACAUACGUUGGCGUUGUUUUGUAAAAGAAUGCAAAGGUACCAUUCACGUGAAUGAGCUUGAUGAAAUUAUUGAUCAAACAGAACAUACAUGUAAUGGCCCUUGUUCUGAUCCCAUAAUUAUGAAACAAAAAUUAGCAGGCGCUUGUAAACGCAAAGCCGUAGACGAUAUUUGCCAAAGACCGCAAAAAAUAAUUUUAGGGGAAAUUCAAACAUUAAGUAAUAAUAAUUUUACGACAACGGAUGUGUCAUGUAUUCGCCAAACUAUUUAUCGCACUAGAAGACAAUUUUUUCCUACUAAUCCAGAAUCUAUAAGUGAAUUACAUACAAUUAUUGAUCAUACAGAAAUACUAACUACGCGCGGAGAACAGUUUUUAUUACACAACGAUCAUGAGAAAAAUAUUAUUAUUUUUUCUUGUGAUACAAACCUCAAAUUUCUUUGCAAUUCCAAAUCAAUAUAUGUAGAUGGAACUUUUCAGUAUUGCCCAAAAAAUUGUGUACAAUUAUUUACCAUACACGGAUAUAUAAACAAUUACUAUGUACCACUUGUUUUUUGUUUAUUAAAAAAUAAAUUUAUAGAGACUUAUAAAGAAGCUUUUGAGGUUAUAAAAUAUAAAUGCACUGAAAAAAAGUUAUUACUGUAUCCUGAAAAUAUAACUGUCGAUUUCGAAGUUUCUAUUCACAAAGCUGCUCUAAUUGUGUGGCCAUUAAUUACUAUAAUUGGUUGUAGAUUUCACUUAACCCAGAGUUGGUACAGAAAACUUUAAGAGUUAGGUUUGAGUAAUGCUUAUAAAACAUGUGAAUGGUUAAAAGGUACCUUCGGGUUAACUUUUUUAAAUCCAGAAGACGUGUCUGAUUGUUUCGUUGAUGACUUCAUGACAUCAAUACCUGAGGGAAUAGCUUUCAUUCAGUAUGCUGAUUAUUUAAUCGACAAUUAUAUUUCUGAGGAAAGCAAAUAUCCUCCAAAAAUUUGGGCAUUGAUGGACCCCUCAUUAGCCCGGACAACAAAUAAUUGUGAAUCAUUCCAUUCACAUUUUAAUGAUCAAUUUUAUAAGGCACAUCCUUCUAUUAAUAUAUUUUUAAAAAUUUUAAUAGAAAACGUUCAAUCUUAUAAUUACAUUAAAAUAUAUAGUUCUAAUAACGCAAUCUCAAUAAGCGUACGGAGUAAAAUUGAAAUCCGUUCCAAUAAAACAAAAGAGGCAAUUGAUAAGUUUAAUAAAAAAGAAAUUAGCAGACUUGAAUUUGUAAAAUUAGUUUCCAACAACUACCGAAAAAUGUAUAGAUCAUAGAUCUAUUUUUUAUUAUAUUAUUUCUUAUAUUAAAUAUUUUUUAAGCUUAUAAUUAAUAUUAG